AUGCAGAAAUCCAACUCAAACGUCGAUUCACCGGUCUCAGCUACCACUGGUGAGCCGCAGAAACCUUUGAAUGAGAUGAUCGUGCGCGAGAAUUCGGGCCUUGAAAAAGUUAGGAAGGGCGUUUCCUAUCGUCAACGGCAACUCGUCGAAGAGAGGGCCAACACCGUUCAGUCCAACACUUCGCGCAAGGCAUUUUCGUGGCACCCGCCAACAGAAAUACUCUCAGAAGUUUUCCUUUACUGUCUGCCUCAAGACGAGUAUUUGUGCCCCACACCACAGGCGGCUCCCCUACUGUUGACCACAAUAUGUCGACGAUGGAGGGAGGUCGCUGUGGGCUUGCCAAGUUUAUGGUGCAGGCUGCAGAUGAAAGCCGAGCACGACAAUUGGGAGAAGAGAGCUUUAUGCUACAACCUCUGGCUCAAGCGGUCUGGAGGAUGUCCUCUCUCGUUGAGACUCGAGUGCCACACUAACUGGAGCGAGCUACAAAGCCUGCUCCAGCCAUACAUUCAGCAAAUCUCGUCUCUCAAACUUGAUUUUUUUGCCUGCGACGGCCCCUUCAUGAUGGAAGGCCUUCACGCACUCAAGGAACUUACCAUCCACAAGUAUGGGUUUGAUCCUAAAUCAACUAUCGACCGCUCUCUGUCGAAUUUGCCGCUGAAUUUGCGCAGGUUGGAUAUGACAUCACUGUUAUACAGCCGCAAGGACCUAUAUUUUGUCACUGACUCCGCAUGGGCCCGUCUCACGCAUGUUGAGAUCAACGUGAAUGGAUUAGAUACAUUCCCUCGCAUACUCCAUCUAUGCCCCAACCUCUCUUCCGUGGUGAUGAUUGGAAUACUCGACCCAAUUCAAACUCCAGAACCGGUCACGCACGUCAACCUCCAAUCCUUGCGCAUGUCUGGGGACGUAUUCCUGAGUUCAGCCGGGGCCCUUGGCCUAUUUGAUGUUCUCACACUCCCCAACCUGCGCGUGGUCGAAGCCCGCAAUAUAGGGCCGUGGCCACAUGAAGAGUUCAAGGCAUUCUUGAUGCGGUCAGGAUGUCCCCUGGAGAGCCUUAUUUUCGGCAAUGCAGUGCAUUCAACAGACCGGCAGCGAGAAGAAUAUGUCGCCCUCAUUCCUACCCUCAAAUUGAUCGUAGAACCUGAUAGCAACUUCGAUAUGCACGAAUUUCUAGAAGAUCUCGGCAGUGAAGUGGAUUCAACAGACCAGCCGCAAGAAGACUAUGUCACCCUCGUCCCUUCCUUCGAAUUUAUCAUUGAACCUGAUAGCAACUUCGAUAUACACCAAUUUCUGCUAUAG
This is a messenger RNA of Suillus fuscotomentosus, 1296 nucleotides long. RefSeq lists its product as uncharacterized. Bases 1 to 1296 code for a protein of 431 amino acids. NCBI's taxonomy places the organism in Eukaryota, Fungi, Basidiomycota, Agaricomycetes, Boletales, Suillaceae. The record is from RefSeq and is a predicted model, not a curated record. The transcript has 2 exons.